GUACAGUAUUUAUCUUCUCGCCGGUUCCAGCUGCUGCUAUUUUUUUCCCUCCCUAUAAACGUACUUACAAUUUAUACUUAUCCACCAUAAUACAAGUAAUCCCCUUGUUGAAUCCACGUUCGAAACAAUGCUUCGAAUUGCCGUGCUCGUUCUUAUUUGUUGCUUACUCUCGGAUAGUGUUGGUUCAACAACGCAAAGUCUCGAAACUGUCAGCGAUGACGAACUUAUAAAACGCAUCAAGAAUGAAAACGUGGUCGUUUUGUUCACAAAAAAACAUUGCAAAACCUGCGAUGAUGCAGAAAACGAACUGCUGCACGUCAGGGAGGAUUUGGUUGACUCGCUGUCAGCAUGGGUCGUGCGAGCAGUAAGCAGCCAGAUGCUGAGGUUAUACAGCAACCACGAAGAACCUGCCAUUGUGUUCUUUAGAAAAGGAAUACCCAUGCUGUACAAUGGAACACUGGAAGAUGAAGAAAUUUUAAGAACGUUCAUAGAGAAUAAAGAACCCAUUGUGAAAGAGUUAACAGAUGAAACCUUUGAGCACUUAACUCAAGCAAGUAGUGGGGCCACAACAGGGGAUUGGUUUGUUAUGUUUUACAGUACAGAUUGUGUUGAUUGCCAAAGAUUGGGAGCUCGUUGGGAAGCCGUGGGUGCCAAGUUGAGGCAAAAAAUGAAUGUUGCACGUGUCAACAAAUAUUCAACUGGAGCUUCUACAGCUCGAAGAUUUGGCAUAUUCGAAGUUCCUCAAUUUAUUCUAUUUAGGCAUGGCAAAAUGUACAGCUAUGUCAUUCCAAAACAUGAUAUAAAUUCAUUUGUCUCGUUUGCGGAGGAAUGGUACAGAAAUGUUCGCGGAGAAAAAGUUCCUACCCCUCAGAGCCCCUUCGACGACUUGAUACAAAGAAUAGUGAAUUUCUUGAAAGAAAAUCCAUGGGUGAUGAAACUCACCAGUAUUUCAAUUGGUGUACUGGUAAUUGUGUCAGUGGUCAGUAAACUGAGAAAAAAGACUGAAGUACCACAGAAAAAGAGUAAAUAAGAUGACUACGAUUCUGAAUUCUGAAUCAUCAGAAUGUACAUAUGUGUAAACAAUUAUGAAAUAAAAUUAAAAGACUUUUUUUCAAACAGCGACAGUUUACAUUAUGAUACAAAUCAAAUAAAGAUUCAUCAAUUUAUAAUUUUAAACCAGCAACAAACACUAUUUUUUUAUGUCUUUGCAACAAAUUCAGUACAAUAAAUUUUUCUUAAUUAUAUCCAUAAAUAAUUACACAUAUUCCUAUUACAUAGAAUUAUUAUUUAUAGAUACGGCAUUUCCAAAUUUUCAAAACACAGGAAUGUCAUCAGAGUGCAAUUUUAGUUAGUAAACUUGGAAUGGAUUUUAGUGGCUUAGAAAAGUAAAAAAACAAACAUGUCAUGUAUAUACUUAUCACAAUACAAGAUACACAGUGAGAUGUGUAUUAUAAGUUGAGCACUGGGUAGAACAAACUUCUUAGUACAUUUUUCGGUUUUAUAAAACUUAUUUGUUUCUUUGUUUAAAUUCAAAGAUAUUUUACUAUAGACGAUUCGUUUAACUCUCAUGUAGUUAAAAAACUACUAUAUGCUAAUUCUUAUUUUUAUUUGUAGAAAUAAUACUUAUAAAAUCCUUAGUAUA
Molecule: messenger RNA, 1642 nt
Organism: Copidosoma floridanum
Lineage: Eukaryota; Metazoa; Arthropoda; Insecta; Hymenoptera; Encyrtidae
Source: RefSeq, a predicted model, not a curated record